Symbiodinium sp. CCMP2456 is the source of this 1542-nucleotide messenger RNA. NCBI's taxonomy places the organism in Eukaryota, Dinophyceae, Suessiales, Symbiodiniaceae. The record is from the annotation of a GenBank genome assembly.
AUGAGCGAAGCUGGCGAAAGUGGGGAGUCUUCCAACUCCAGUGUGUCGCAAGAUGCCCAUGGCAAUGUCGAUUGCCACUCCAACGGCUUAUUGCCUUUCGCAGAUCUUGCUGGAGCCAGAAGAUCUGCAUCCGAGGUGCAGAAAGGUCACGCUCAAGUCGAGCUCGCAGCGCUUUCUCCUGAAAGUCCUCCUUGUUGCUGCGGCGGAUUGCAGUACCUGCAGGAGAUGCUGAAUUACAUGGAUAGCUACUGCCAGGGCAUGCGCCCGUGGCAACAGCAGUGGGUGAGUCUGGUGGAAUCCGCAUGCAGGACGGCGCUGGACAGCGACUACAAGGAGAUGGCGCUGGUGGGAAGCUUGGCUUUGGCUCUGGAGACUCCCGGGAGCGAUGUGGACCUCGUGUGCGUUACCCACUCGCCCGCACAUCAAGUAGAUGCAGUGGCUGUUCUGAAGAAGGUCCGGGACAUACUCGUUUCCGACAGUCACUGCUCCGGAUUCCCUGAUGGCUACACCGUGCUAGUCAUUGACGAUGCCCGAAUACCCAUUCUGUCUGUGACGACGGGCAGCCAGGUCCUGGUCGAUCUGGCCUUGAACUCGCACCACUCCAUCCAGCAUGUAAGCUGGUUUCGGAAUGUCGGUGCCGUGCCUCCGAAUCCUCCGACUGUGCUGCAGGUCCCAGUGCUGACUGUGACGCUGCGCUGCCUGAAAUGGUGGUUGAGGAUGAGACGAAUUCCCCGCAUGAAAGAUGGCUCGCUGCCAACAGUGGCAUGGAUGCUGCUGGCAAUGCAUGUUUGCGCGGAGCAAAGUGGAUCUUUCUCACCGGAGCUCCUUUCAGAGAAUCCACUGGCGGCGGUACUUGCGCUCCUGAGUGCCUUCUUCCAGAGAUACACGACGGUCAGCGGUCUCGACGGGAAGCUGCAGUUUGAGAAAGGCUCUGCUGUCUCAAGCUUUCAGCAGAGCUUCCAGAAGCGGCCCUGCCAUGCUGAUCUAGUAAUCCUCGAUCCAGAAUCAGAUGUGAACUUGGCACCGCCGAUGUCGCCGGCAACACAUAUUCUGCUGGUGCACGAGCUACUUCGUGCAAGGUCUCUUUUGAAGAGUGUGAUGAGUACCGGACAGUGCCAGCAUCUUCACUCGGUUUUUCAGCCGGUGCCAGAGUUUGUAAACUCACUCCCUGCCUCCGCUUCCGACAGUUUUGAUGCGCUGGUGUUCCUGGGUGGGAAUGGGGACAGUUCAUGUACAGUUGAGCUCGUCCGCAUUCACAGCAUCCGCAAGAUGCCCUGGUGGCAAGCUCCUUUCCUAGCUCGCUGGGACAUGCAGAGCCACCUGGAUGCACACAUUUUCUGCGAGCAGCAAGUAGCUGGCCGUUGCACCUUUAUCCAGACGAAGGCCAUCACCUUAUCCCCCUGGAAUUUCAUCUGUCGUGUGGAAACAACCGGUGAUGAGCAGAAGGGGUUGAUUCUGGAUGACGAGGCCCUGCAUUGCAUGAAGAGUAUGAAGGCGCUGGCAUCUGAAAUGCAGGGCUGGGCUGCGAUCAAAAGCCGGUGA